Messenger RNA from Sabethes cyaneus, 561 nucleotides. Its product is annotated as larval cuticle protein A3A-like. The record is from RefSeq and is a predicted model, not a curated record. Gene Ontology annotation, cellular component: extracellular matrix. Lineage: Eukaryota; Metazoa; Arthropoda; Insecta; Diptera; Culicidae. The coding region runs from base 1 to 561 and encodes 186 amino acids. The transcript has 2 exons.
AUGGCUUUCAAGUUCCUGACCUUCUGUGCCCUGGUGGCAGUUGCCCGUGCUGGAGUUAUCUCCUCUCCUCUGACUUAUGCUGCACCAGCCCCCGUUGCUUACGCUCACGCUCCAGCACACGUUGCUUAUGCUGCUCCAGUUACCAAGACCCUGGUGGCUGCUCCGAUCACAAAGACUGUCGUUGCUGAUGAGUACGACCCGAACCCACAGUACUCGUUCUCGUACGGAAUCUCCGAUGCGCUGACCGGUGACUCAAAGUCCCAGCAGGAAUCCCGCAAUGGUGAUGUUGUCCAGGGAUCGUACUCCGUCGUCGAUCCAGAUGGCAUCAAGCGUACUGUCGAAUACACCGCCGAUCCACACAACGGAUUCAACGCCGUCGUUCACCGUGAACCGCUGGGCGUGAAGACCAUCGCCGCUGCUCCAGUUGCCAAGGUCGUUGCCGCUGCCCCAGUCGCCUAUGCCGCACCGGUGGCCAAGACCAUUUCCUACGCUGCCCCGGUAGCUAAACUGGCCGCCGCUCCAGUUGCCUAUGCCGCCCCGGCGUACGCCUACCAUCACUAA